AUGAGCGAAAUCACACCUCGGCGUUCCAGCAAAGUUUCAGAGCACGAGACGGACGCGUUUGGAGUGGUGCACAACGACGUGUCGUCCGACUCGUCGACCGGCUUCGACCCCCUGAUCGACCACAGACGCCACUCGUUGGCCGCCGACUUGUCAAAGUCGCAGCGCCCGCGCAAAAGGGGUUUCAGUCUUAGUGCUCCUGUGGUGGCGUCGGAUAGACCGAAAAACCGGCUCAGCACGGUGGUGGCUGCUGGCCACCCGUUUUCGCCAGGUUCAAAAGACAGGUACGGCUCGAGAGACGAGAUAGGCGAGUCCAAGUUCAGGAGGUUCAAGAGCUAUAACAACGCCCUCAAGCAGAACAAGUCCAUUUCGGAGGGAAUACAGUACAAGACGGAAAACCCGUUCGAGUCGACGCUGAAAGACCAGUCCGCGAAAGGCGUGCUCCAAGAUCUGCCCGAACAUGACCCUUACAACUCGAAUGACGACGACGAGCGCUCAAACUCCGUCUACGGCUCGUCGAACCCGUCUUCCAGACGCUCGUCGAACGCGUCGUCUCUGGACGAUGUUUGUGUUCCCGUGGAAAGCUUCGACGAAGCCGGAAAACGCAAGAUGUGGCCAGACAUCUCUGUGCUACAGGAGUUCGUGGACGAGGAAUUGCAGGAGUUUAAGAAAAUUAGCGAGGCCUCUACCUCGCUCUCCAGACAGUCGUCACCGGCGCAAGGCGAGGAGAGGAUCAACUUCGAGUAUCCGCUGGUCUCCAACAUCGAGCCGGGCGAAUCUGAGCCGUUGCUGGUGCAGGACGAAAACGAACAGGAAGCCCUCAACGGUCGUCUCCGGCCGCGGCGAGUUGUUCCCUGGAGCAACAAUCGGAAAGCUCUGAACGAUUUGCCCGAGCUGCGGCAGCCAAAAAGUCUCCGGUUCACGUAUUUCAGAGAAGACCUCGAGAACACUAUUCAUGCCUCUAAUAUUUCAGGGCUGGUGCAAAAAUACACUCUUUCGGAGUUAUUUUCUCCUUCGACCCAAGAGCAUAACCCACAGCCUAAUGUGCCACAUCCCAACAUGACGUCUGUCCAAUCGUCGCAGAACAGUCUGAAGCCCAAGGUCACAGGAACAAGCACACCCACGCCCUCGGUAGCAGCGGACAGCUCUUCGGCAGCAGACGUGCCUCCCUUCUGGCUUGACGUUCUCAACCCAACAGAGGAGGAGAUGAAGGUUCUGUCCAAGGCGUUCAGCAUCCAUCCGUUGACUACAGAGGACAUUUUCAUGGGCGAAACCAGGGAGAAGGUGGAACUCUUCAGAGACUACUAUUUGGUGUGUUUCACUUCCUUCGACGUUGUUCUUGAGCAUCAGAACCGCAAAAAAGCGUUGGAGAGAGCGAUGAACUCAACCGCGUUUUCUGACGACGAAAGCGUCAACAGCAAGCACCGCAAGAAAGCGUGGUAUCGCCAUAUCAUGAGCCGUCUGUUAAAGAGCAAGUCGGCUUCCAGCGACAUUGACCAUCAACGGGCACCCUCAAUGGUCUCCAAAAGAAGAGACGGCGACAAGCGGAAGAAGAACGGCGAGCUCGAGCCGCUUAAUAUGUACAUCAUUGUGUUCAGAGACGGUGUGAUCACGUUCCACCAAAAACCAACUCCACAUCCGGCAAACGUUCGGCGCAGAGUCCGUUUGCUCAAGGACUAUCUCUCUGUCACUUCAGACUGGAUAGGAUACGCUCUCAUUGACGACAUCACCGAUGCAUACGCCCCUCUGAUAGAGAGCAUUGAAGAUGAGGUCAAUGCGAUUGAGGACGCCAUUUUGAGGAUGCAGAGUGGAAUUGACUCUGACGACGAGUCUUCUGGCUCUGAAGACGAGGAUGAUGACAAAAUCUGGCUCAAGCUCAAAAGACGAACGUCAACCGUGAACGACAAAGCGUCCAUAAAUUCAUGGAGCUCAAAGUCUUCGCGGUCGACGUCGUCGUCUCAGGAUACAAAGAUUUUGAGCUGGAAACGCAAGGGAGAUAUGCUUCGCCGAAUUGGAGACUGCCGUCGAAGAGUUAUGUCGUUGCUGCGACUUUUAGGAUUCAAGGCCGAUGUUAUCAAGGGCUUUUCCAAGAGGUGCAACGAGCAAUGGGAGGUAGCUCCUCGGUCUGAAAUUGGAAUGUAUUUGGGAGACAUCCAGGACCACAUCGUUACAAUGGUGCAGAGUUUGAACCAUUACGAAAAACUGCUGGCCCGGUCUCACUCUAACUACCUCGCCCAGAUCAACAUAGACAUGACCAAGGUCAACAACGACAUGAACGACAUUCUUGGCAAAAUCACCAUCCUUGGUUCCAUUGUGCUGCCUUUGAACGUCGUCACCGGUCUCUGGGGAAUGAACUGUCUUGUUCCUGGCCAAGACUCUCCUGGCCUGACGUGGUUCUACAGCAUCUGCGGCAGCAUGUUUGUUUUUGCUGUCACAGCGUAUCUCUACGCAAGAAAAGUCAGUGGCAUAGUCUAA
Molecule: messenger RNA, 2472 nt
Organism: Ogataea angusta
Lineage: Eukaryota; Fungi; Ascomycota; Pichiomycetes; Pichiales; Pichiaceae
Exons: 1
Coding region: 1-2472 (823 amino acids)
Biological process (GO): magnesium ion transmembrane transport; intracellular magnesium ion homeostasis
Cellular component (GO): plasma membrane
Molecular function (GO): magnesium ion transmembrane transporter activity
Source: RefSeq, a predicted model, not a curated record